GGAUUCUACUCAAUGCUCUUCACCAAAAUUUGUUUAUCGACAUUGGUGUCAAGUCCCAGGAAUGGAAUUGCUAAGUUUGGUCGAAAAACUUCGUAGGCUCAAGAGUCGGACAGGAAGUGAAAUUACCAAAGAGACAAAAUCGCUUCCAGAGAUUACCGAGAAGACCGAUCAUGGUCGUAAAUCGACACAUCCACGUUCAGAUGUCAGCCAGGCAAGAUUUCGUCGCACACCUUGGGCUGAGAAGCGGGCAUUAGUUUUGACCGCCGAUGAGACAACCUGGCCUGCUUGUUUGUUUAUCCUGGACCUUCUCAUGAAACAGAUUAUAAAACUUGAGAAGCAAGAAGAUCAUCGCACAACGACGAGCAAAGCAUCGCCUCUCAUGAAAUCCUUUACUAGCGAUAACGACGAUUUUCGAUUCCACCAUUACUUUGAUUUGGUGGGUGGUACGUCGACUGGAGGGCUUUUAGCCAUCAUGCUAGGACGCUUGCGACUCUCUCUGGAAGAAGUCUCCAAGGAGAUGUCGGAGGUGCUUGAACCAUUCGAUUCAAAAUCAUCAAGCCGCCAGGAUCGCGCUCGCCAGAUUCGUGCAAAGCUGAACGACAGGAUGAAAUCUGAAACGCUGAAGCCUCCACUUCAAUCUUGCAUUCCGCUCCAGGACGUAUGCCGGGAGAACGCUUCGCAGUUUGCGUCAAUACCUGGAAUGUGUCAAACAUUGGUGUUUGGGGCUCGAAGUACCUCUCCUUCGAAAGUCUUUAUCUUGAGAUCUUACCGCCAGCCAGCAUCCACGAACCAAGGUCACAAACACUUGGAUGAGAACAAACAUUUGCUUCCACUUGUUGACGUCUGUCGUGUUUCAGUAGCCAAUCCGAGCUACAAGGAAUACGUCAACGUUCAUCUUGACGCCACAAAAUCAGCAGAAGGCAUGACCGGGACUCCCACCAAAGAAUUCGAUUAUCAUCCGCUGAUCGAGGAGGAGAUAAAGCUUUUGCACGGUGAAACGAGCUUCUUACAAUACCUUUUUGAGAUAGGCAGUCAACCAAAGAAGCCCGCAUCUCGAUGGCUGCCUUGCUUGCCGUUCGAACGAGCUCGAUCAGUUGAUCACUUCUUGGAAGCCAAGGGCGAUGUGUCUGCAGAAGGUCGACAACAUCUUCGCAUAAGCGGUUUAAAGAAACUUGCCAAUUGUCUCAGAAACCAAUCCAGGGCCGAGGCUGAGAGAUACUGCUUGGAUCAAGGUCUGGGUGAUAAAUUGGAAAGUUGCGCGCAAUCAUUGGUCAAAGCCCGUCGAGCUCGUGCGAGCACUUUCAACUGGGAAACAUUCGCCUUUACGGACAGAUAUAUGUGCUCAGUAUGCCGCAAGGAGGGCCUCGGUCCUGAAAUACUCGAUGAACCGGCAUUUUUUGACCAUGUUGACUUCGUUCACGACUUUUACGAUCUGGAACCGCCGGAGAUGUUCAAGAUUCAAGAAGAAAGUUGGAUGAAAUUCUAGUUUAUGCUCAAUACUCUUCAGCCCGCACGACCUGUUCAUCUUUGCACGCUGGUCAGAAAAAGAAGAGAAAAAAGGUAACAAGCAGCCAAUUGCUCUUGCAGUGAGCAGACUAUAAACAGAACAUGGACAUGAAGAUAUAUUCAGGUGUUGUUUAGAGAAAGAGAGCUCAGCACAAAUUCAGUGUCUCUAUCAGGCGUCAGCGAUCACUGGCACGUCAAACAUGCUGGCUUGGGUCACUCACCCGGGCUGGGGACAGGGACAAUGGUUCGAAAGACACCCGAAGACUCUGUAGGCAUCUCUCAAUGGAUGAUGGUUGUCUUGUUCAGCCGACAUCAUGUCCAUGAUUGCUCCUAAGAAUUGGUUGACAUAGUCAGGAACGGAUUUGAUGACUUCUCUCAACUGAUCCGGGAGCUUUUCUGGGGAACCUGUUGCUGUCGCUCGGAGAACUUCGACCCACUCUUGGAUCUUGCCGUCGCGCAGUGCC
Aureobasidium pullulans EXF-150 is the source of this 1970-nucleotide messenger RNA. RefSeq lists its product as uncharacterized. NCBI's taxonomy places the organism in Eukaryota, Fungi, Ascomycota, Dothideomycetes, Dothideales, Saccotheciaceae. Gene Ontology annotation, cellular component: membrane. The record is from RefSeq and is a predicted model, not a curated record. The coding region runs from base 62 to 1486 and encodes 474 amino acids. Gene Ontology annotation, biological process: arachidonate metabolic process. The transcript has 4 exons.